AAGAAUGUACUGCCUACUCCCCUAAAACUACUUAUUUCGUGCUGGCUGGCUUGCCUGCUACCUAGUGCCGACUGCUCCCAGGCAAGGCCUCUGAUGCAAAAACAAAAAACAAAAUAAAACAAAGAAAUGGUUGACAGUAAGAGAAAGUUUACAAAGAAAGCACUCCAAAAAUUGGGAGGACCCAGCUGAAUCAAUUCUCAGGCCUUCAGGAACUAUGGACUCAGGGCUUCUGUUUUGCUUCUUUCUGACUUCUCUGUUACUUUUCUUGCUACUGUGGAGGUGACUAAUCCACACAAAGGCAUAAGCAAGGGAAGUGCACUCUGUCUAUAAAUAUGUAAAGCCUCAACCGAAGGUGACCCAGGGCUGCAAUUAGAUGUCCAGUUUCUAAAAACAAACUUCAGAGCUUCCUCGUGGCUUUUUUCUUCUGGCUCUGUCGUGUGGGGUGGGCAGGAACAGAUCAUCAAAAGGGAGGUUUAUGAUUCCAGGUGGCACGCUGCGGCCACAAAUAGCAUUUCAGCUUUUGAUCAAUGAAGCUCAUAGGGAAACUCCAACCCUAAAAUAAAUGCAAAGACUGCUUUAAUCAAGGAGAGUCUCUGGACAACCGUAAUUCCUAUGAGAGAACAUGAGAAUAUGAUGGAGAAAAUAUUCAUCUAUAGGUGUGGUACUUUCCAACUCUUACUGGCAGGCUAAUGACAGGGAAGGGAGGGGAGGACUAUAGACCAUUUGGUGUUUUUUAAACGAUAUGAGGCAACCCUUUAAAGGAUAGUAAAAUUGUUUUUUGGGGGCACAAAAAUACUUUUACAACAGAAUACAAUUGAAUGGAAUAAAAGAGUAACUAGAAAAAAAUCAUAGUGCAUUGCAUGUAGUGUAGAUAAGUAUUGUUUUAUGAGACUUUUUGGGUGUGUAUGGGUGUGUGUGUGUUUGUGUGUGUAUGCAUUCAUGUGUCCUGUACUGGGGUUUGACAUGGUAUUUUUGUGGGGAGGGAAGGUUGGUUUGUUUGUUUAUUUUUUACUGUGGGUCCUGGUCAAAAACAUUUGGUAAAGAUUGCUAUAAUUUAGCUCAUUGCCACAUACUUUUGGGGUCGUGGGUUUAAAAAACUAACACUAAAAUUGUAACCACUCAACACUGAGCUUUUUAAAAGACUAUAACUUUUACUCUUUUUGGCAGUGUUUAUCAACUCUUUUGGCUUGAGGAGAUAACCUGAGGUGGCAACGAGCUGCCUGAAAAAGUAAAUGGGAGGUUUAUAAUGAAGUUCUUGGAGGCAGAUAAGACCAGGGACAGAGGGCACCAGACAACACAGGUGUGUGCGCAUGUGCGUGUGUGUGUGUGUGUGUGUGUGUAUCAGAGAGAGAUUUAGAGACGAGGACUCACUAGAGGACACAGCAGGGUGGAGUGGGGGACUGUUUUUUCUGGUAAACAAUCUAAAACCUUGUUGUUCAUGCUGAGAUCUCAACGAGAAAACAAGUCCCAGUAUGUGAUGUGAUUCUAAAUCCAAAGAAUUAACCUGAGCGUCAGAAACCAGGAGUCCUUAGAGUUUUGUUCCCUGCCUCAGGGAAACACUUUGUUUCUGACUGACAAUAGAACUUAUAAAGGAACUUUUUGAAAACCUAGGAUAACAUCACCUCGUUCUAGAAAUUACUGAAGAGGAACCAAAGUGUACAGAGCCAUGUUGUGUUUAUUUGAUUUAAUAUGAUUAUUUCUCCUGUCCUCUUUUAUAGGAUUCUCACUUUGUUUCCAAAUGCCACAGCUCGAAAAUUACUACUGAUGUUGAUAUUUAUAUUAAUUUUCUGGGUUAUUUACUUGGCUUCAAAAGACCACACAAAGUUCUUGUUCAGCUUGGAAAACCAUAUUACCCUGAACCAAGGGAACAUCUUCAAAAAACUGUCACGCUCUGAAGCACCAUUGUGUCCAGCAGUUUCACCAAAAAAGACUGAACUGAGAAUAAAGGAAAUCAUGGAGAAACUAGACCAGCAGAUCCCACCCAGACCUUUCACCCAUGUGAACACCACCACCAGCGCCACACACAGCACAGCCACCAUCCUCAACCCUCGAGACACGUACUGCAGAGGGGACCAGCUGGACAUCCUGCUGGAGGUGAGGGACCACUUGGGACGCAGGAAGCAAUAUGGCGGAGAUUUCCUGAGGGCCAGGAUCUCCUCCCCAACUCUGAUGGCAGGUGCUUCAGGAAAGGUGACUGACUUCAACAAUGGCACCUACCUGAUCAGCUUCAGUCUGUUCUGGGAGGGCCAGGUCUCCCUGUCUCUGCUGCUCAUCCACCCCAGUGAAGGGGCAUCAGCUCUCUGGAGGGCAAGGAACCAAGGCUGUGAUAGGGUCAUCUUUAUUGGCCUGUUUGCCAACAGAACCUCCAAUGUUUUCACUGAAUGUGGCCUGACCCUAAACACAAAUGCUGAACUGUGCCAGUACUUGGAUGACAGAGACCAAGAAGCCUUCUACUGUGUGAGGCCUCAACAUAUGCCCUGUGAGGCUCUGACCCAUAUGACCACUAGGACAAGAAAUAUUUCCUAUCUUAGCAAGGAAGAAUGGAGCCUUUUCCACAGGUCCAACAUGGGAGUUGAAAUGAUGAAGAACUUUACCCCCAUUGAAGUCGUACCAUGUAACAAGAGCGAGAACAUAAAAAAGAACUGCCAGAUUGGAAUGAAGACUCCUUUCCCCAGUGGUUAUACUUUGAAAAAAAUGUGGAUUACAGCAUUUUGUAAACAGAUCAAGUUCAAUGAAACAAAAAAUAUAAAUGACUGCUUGGAAAGAAAACUUAUUUAUCUCAUGGGAGAUUCAACACUGCGUCAGUGGAUUUACUACUUACAAAAGCUGUGAAAAGUAUCCUUAAAAUAUUUUGAUCAUCAUGGAGCUGGGAUCUUUAAGACACAUGUUCUUCUGGAUGUUGAAAGACAUAUUUUGAUUCAGUGGAAAAAACAUGGACAUCCAUUUGUUACCAAAAAGCUAUUCUCAGUGAAAGAUGAAAACUAUAUCCCGCGGGAAAUUGACCGGGUAGCAGGAGACCAAAACACGGCCAUUGUCAUUACCCUCGGCCAGCACUUUAGACCCUUUCCCAUCAACAUUUUCAUCCGUAGGGCCAUCAAUAUUCAAAAGGCCAUUGAACGUCUAUUCUUGCGAAGCCCAGAGACCAAGGUGAUACUUAAAACUGAAAACACCAGAGAGUUACAUCAAAAUGCAGAGAUGUUUAGUGACUUUCAUGGCUAUAUUCAGAAUCUUAUCAUAAGGGAUAUUUUUGUGAAUCUUAAUGUGGGCAUUAUUGAUGCCUGGGACAUGACAAUUGCAUAUUGCACUAAUAAUGCCCAUCCGCCUGAUUACGUGAUUCAGAAUCAGAUUGGCAUGUUCUUAAACUACAUUUGUUAGAGGAAAAAUAUAAAAAUAGCACUUGCCACUUUCUAUAGAUGAUCUUACAUAUAUAGCAAAGAUAGUUUAAUGCAAUACAAGUUUUGAGGAAACUAAAUUUGAAAAAGUUUCAUUAUAGUUAUAUAGCAUAAAAUUUACUAUUUAAGCCAUUUUUAUUAUUUUAUUAUAUUGUAUUU
Molecule: messenger RNA, 3551 nt
Organism: Sapajus apella (tufted capuchin)
Lineage: Eukaryota; Metazoa; Chordata; Mammalia; Primates; Cebidae
Gene: NXPE2
Product: neurexophilin and PC-esterase domain family member 2
Exons: 5
Source: RefSeq, a predicted model, not a curated record